GUGACGCGCGAGCCAUGGCGGCCAUGGCGGCGCUGCCCCCGGGGCCGCUGUCGCCGCCUGGCGGGGGCGCGGCGGACGCGGCGGGGCCUGAGGGCGCCGAGGGCCUGUUCGUGCUGCUGGGCGCGGGGCUCGCCGCCGCCAGCCACCCCCUGCUCUACGUCAAGUUGCUCGUGCAGGUUGGCCAUGAGCCACUACCUCCAACCAUUGGCAGAAAUGUGCUGGGGAGGAAGGUCCUGUACCUGCCUGGCUUCUUCACCUACGCCAGACACAUCGUGGAAGUGGAUGGGAAGAGAGGCCUCUUCCGUGGCCUCACCCCUCGCCUCAUCUCAAGCACUUUAUCAACCAUCACCAGGGGGAGUGUGAAGAAGGCUUUUCCACUGGAAGACAUGGAGCACGUGUCCAACAAGGAUGAUGUGAAAACUUCACUUAGGAAAGUGGUCAGAGAGACAUCCCACGAGAUGAUGAUGCAGUGUGUGUCCCGGGUCGUGUCACACCCCCUGCACGUGAUCUCCAUGCGCUGCAUGGUCCAGUUCGUGGGCCGGGAAGUCAAAUACAGCGGUGUGUUCAGUGCCAUUGGCAGGAUAUUUAAGGAAGAAGGGAUCCUGGGAUUCUUUGUUGGGUUAGUCCCUCACGUCCUGGGGGAUGUCAUCUUCCUCUGGUGCUGCAACCUCCUGGCUCACUUCAUCAACACCUACGCUGUGGAUGACAACUUCAGCCAGGCCUCGGUGAUCCGGAGCUACACCAAGUUCGUGAUGGGGAUCGCUGUGAGCAUGCUGACCUACCCGUUCCUUCUCGUGGGAGAUCUCAUGGCAGUGAACAACUGUGGGUUGCGCGCCGGCCUCCCUCCCUACGCUCCUGCCUUUGCAUCCUGGAUCCACUGCUGGAGGUACCUCAGUGCUCAGGGGCAGCUGUUCCGUGGCUCCAGCCUCCUGUUCCGCAGGGCGCCCAUCCCAGCCUCCUUCCCCAUGGACUGACGCCUCGGCAGGGACAGCUCAUCAACCUGGACUCCUCAAGAAACCCCCAGCUUGUUUCGAUAUCUGUAUAUUUCUAUUUUCUGAUCCAAAGUCCAUGGUGCCAGAACUGACACCUCCUCUUCAGCAAGGCCAGGAACAGACUUCUGGACAUCUGGCUCAGGCUCCAGCUGCACCAAAGCUCCGUCCUUGUGGCUGUCUCAACUGGGGUGUAUAGCAGAGAGAGCAGAAAGCUGUUGUCUCUUUGGUCCAGGCUGUAGCUCUGGAGUUGCUGGGGAAGUCCAGGAAUCCAGAAAAUGCCCAGGUACUAAAGGAGCCAGCCAUGAGCUGCACGGACAAAAGACUGCUUUGUUCUGCCUGAGCUGAUAAGCAGCAGGAGAUCCAAGGUCACCUCCCUGGGAAGGUUAUGCCAGGUGACAGCUCCUGCCUCAUCCUUUCUGGAGAGAGCACCUUGGCCUGGCAGGUAGCUCAUCCUGGGCAAGAUCAACCUGGCAUCCAUAUUCAAGGUUUGAGGGUACCUGAUCACCCAGGAACAUCCCACCUCCCACAGGCAUGAAAAGGAAAUUAUAGGAUCAAAAUAGGGAAGGGAAACAGAGUCCCACUGCAAAGAAUAGCAGAGUCCCAAAGAGACAGGUCCAGCCCAGCUCAGGGCAGUGAUGGGAUGUGGACACAGAGAGAGCCCUUGGGAAGGGACAUGUGCUGCCAGUGGUGCUGCUUUGGGCAGGGUUUCACUCAUGGAAUGGGCUGUGUUUGGGUACACCCAGCAGGGCUGUGGGCUGGGCAGGCAGCCUGCACACGGUGGGUGCUGGGUUGGACUGGCCUGGCUGCACUGAGGGGCAUCUCCCAGUUCCUGCUGCUGUUGCUGAUGGAAAUGGAGCUGUUGGGAUCUGAGAGCUGCUCACAAAGGGCUCUCCUGCAGCAGGGGCAGCCAUCCAGGGCUGUCUGCAAUGAAGGGAUGCACCUUGAGCUGGCCAGAAGCUGCUGAGGCAUCAGAAUUGAAGGCUCCUGGUCUCAGUGGAGCAUGGCUCUGUGUGUAGCAGAGCUCACCAGGGCAGGAUUGAUGCUUAGCUCCCCAGACAAGACUUUCUUUGCACCAGUCUGUGCUGUGAUGGCAGCCAGGCAGAUUUCCCCACCUCUUUUGUACAGAGGUGAUGCUGCCCUCCUUGGGAAGAGGUUUAGCAUUGCUUGAGCAGGUUCCCAUGUGGAGUCACAUCUCAU
Molecule: messenger RNA, 2189 nt
Organism: Zonotrichia albicollis (white-throated sparrow)
Lineage: Eukaryota; Metazoa; Chordata; Aves; Passeriformes; Passerellidae
Source: RefSeq, a predicted model, not a curated record